UUGAAAAUGCAACUCGACUUGAGGAAUGAAGAAGCACCCAACUUCGUAGUAAGAAAGUUAAGCUUUUCUUUCAUAUAAGAACCUCGACUGGCUAUAUUGACAUGUCACCGUCCAUGUCGACGUGGAAGGAAGAACAUGGCGGGAUGGGUUUUCCCGCGCGAAAGGCCUCGAGAGCAAGAGAGCAGCGGGAGCUUGAGAGCUUGAGCAAAGGCAUUCGGGCCAAAUUUCUUGACGCUACGAGAAAUGUGCUGAAUUGCGCCUCCAGACGACGAGCAGAAGAUUGUCUGGAGCCAUGACUGAUGUGUCGGCUUCUUCCCCGCAUCCUUACACCGAUGGACCGUCAUCCCCAGGAAGCGAUGCAGCUGAACCAACUUCAUCCGGAGGCCAGCGCAGGAGGGAGCGUAGGAGGUCUGUAAGUCGAGCUUCUUCAGGCGGCUACCCGAGCUCACCUCUGGAUUUUGGAACUCCAAAUGGAACACCUCAAAACACUCCAAAUUUUGGUGGAACUCCGAAUUUCGGAACUCCUAUUACUCCACGCAAUCGGCAUACACCUCUCUACAAUGCGAAUCGUUUAUCUUCUGGCAUACGACGUAGAUUCCGUCAACCUGCCACAUCUCCAGGGGCUACACAGACAGGACCUUCUUCCGAAGGCGGUGAGCCUGAACUCGGUGCACAGCAGCUCGUAUGGGGUACAAAUAUAUGCGUGGAGGAUGUGGAGCGAGCUGUUGAAAGGUUUAUCAAGUACUACAGAGAUAAGCCGGACGACCUGGAGGCGAAAUACAUGAAGCACUUAGAGCAGAUCAUCACCGAGGAGCUAAAUACGUUAAACAUAGACGCAAGAGACCUGUGGAAUUCUGAUGAAGACUUGUACGUGAAGAUGGUACGAUACCCUCUGGAGAUUCUUGCGAUCUUCGACAUUCAGAUCGGAAAGAUGGAAAAGCCGAUUGCCGAGGCUAUCAAUCCCAACUUUGAUAACCACAUUCAGGUACGGUUUUACAACCUGAAAGAAUCAGUGAACAUGCGGGAUUUGAACCCAUCAGAUAUCGAAAAGAUGGUGUCUGUCAAGGGCAUGAUAAUUCGAUGCAGUGCCAUCAUACCGGAAAUCAAAGAAGCUUUUUUUAAAUGUCUUGUGUGCGGAUAUUCUCCUCUCCCUGUCGCUGUUGAGCGAGGACUCGUUGAUGAACCUACACGUUGUCCGCGAGAAGAGUGUGCCGCCAGGAAUUCUAUGUCGUUGAUACACAACCGAUGCAGAUUUGCUGACAAGCAGCUAGUCAGAUUACAAGAGACGCCGGACGCCAUCCCUGAAGGAGAAACUCCGCACACAGUUAGCUUGUGCAUGUAUGACACGCUUGUUGAUGCCGCAAAGCCUGGAGAUCGUGUGGAGGUUACAGGAAUCUUCAGAGCGAUGGCUGUGCGACUUGGGCCUGCACAAAGAACUCUGAAGUCCUUAUACAGGACUUACAUCGACUGUCUUCACUUGAAAAAACAAGACAAUUCUCGUAUGCAAGCAGAGGAUCCUCUCGAACAAGACCAGAACAACGAUUACUUCUCCCCUUUUCCAGAGAGCAACCGUACUCCUGAGGAGUCUGAAGCGCAGAUCCAAAAACUCAAAGAGCUAUCUCAGCUGCCGGACAUUUACGAAAGGUUGACGAGAUCCUUAGCUCCCAGUAUAUGGGAGCUGGAGGAUAUUAAGAAAGGUCUCCUUUGCCAGCUUUUUGGUGGAUCUGUCAAGAAACUGUCAUCUGGUGCCUCUUUUCGUGGGGAUAUCAACGUUCUUCUCGUUGGAGAUCCCGGAACAAGCAAGUCACAACUUCUGCAGUAUGUGCACAAGCUUGCUCCCCGUGGCAUUUACACGAGUGGGAGAGGAAGCUCAGCGGUGGGAUUAACAGCCUACGUCACAAAGGACCCCGAAACCAAAGAGAUGGUUCUGGAGAGUGGGGCUCUAGUGCUUAGUGAUCGUGGUAUCUGCUGCAUUGACGAAUUUGAUAAAAUGUCAGACAAUGCAAGGAGUAUGCUCCAUGAGGUGAUGGAACAACAAACUGUUUCAGUUGCCAAGUCUGGCAUAAUUGCUUCACUUAACGCGAGAACAUCAGUUUUAGCUUGUGCCAAUCCAAGUGGAUCACGGUACAACCCACGUCUGUCUGUGAUAGACAACAUUCAUCUACCACCGACUUUGCUCUCCAGGUUUGAUCUCAUCUACCUCGUCCUAGAUAAACCAGAUGAACAGAAUGAUCGGCGUCUAGCGCGACAUUUGGUGGCCUUGCACUUUUUGAAUCCUCAGGUUCGAAUUCAAGAAAGCCUGGACUUACCAACACUCACAUCAUACAUAAGCUACGCCCGACAGCACUGUCAUCCUAAACUUUCUGAUGAAGCUGCGGAAGAUCUCAUCAACGGUUAUGUUGCUAUGAGGAGGAAAGGAAAUUUCCCCGGUAGUAGUAAGAAGGUUAUUACUGCCACGCCGAGACAAUUGGAGAGCAUUAUUCGGCUCAGUGAAGCACUCGCUCGCGUGCGGCUUUCGGAUGUGGUAGAGAGACGUGACGCUGCAGAAGCAUUAAGAUUGAUGGAUGUUGCCCUUCAGCAGUCAGCGACAGAUCAUGCCACAGGCACUAUCGACAUGGAUCUCAUAACAACGGGAGUGUCAGCAAGUGAGAGAGCUCGACGCUCCAACUUAGUGGCGGCCGUGCGAAGCAUGAUUUCUGAAAAGCUACAAGCUGGGAAUUCUUUUUUGAAAGCACCGCAACUCCUUGAGGAUAUGAGGAAGGACUCUACGGGCGAGAUUACCCUCAACGAUCUACGCAAUGCUUUGGCCUCCUUGGCUGUUGAAGGUUUUAUUUCGCUACAAGGCGACACGAUUCGAAGAAUAUAACAGCUAUUCUCUUUGAAUUGUCUUCCUUUAGUAGAAGGCAGUGAUAUAUUUGACGAUACGGAGGUGUAGAGAUGAAGACCAAGCGAAAGGUACCAUUUUAAUGUAAAUUAAGUCUGCGGACACUGUCAGCCGUAGAUCAAAACAGAAGAUUCGUAGUGUAUAUAAACAGAAUAACAUUGUUUGCCCAUGCGGUAAAAUCAGGCAUACCUUUAGUUUACCAACGUCAACUUCUUGUGUCUUGCCUGGGUGCAUCUGCAUCAGUGUGUCGAGAUAUCAUGCGAUGUCACUUCUAUCCUGAUCACAAUCAUCUUGAGGUUCAUUUAUUGAAAUUGCAAAAUGAAGUGUCAUAUCAGAUCCCUGGAGCACUUUC
This is a messenger RNA of Marchantia polymorpha subsp. ruderalis, 3236 nucleotides long. Lineage: Eukaryota; Viridiplantae; Streptophyta; Marchantiopsida; Marchantiales; Marchantiaceae. The record is from the annotation of a GenBank genome assembly.